This is a messenger RNA of Penicillium alfredii, 327 nucleotides long. RefSeq lists its product as uncharacterized. The coding region runs from base 1 to 327 and encodes 108 amino acids. The record is from RefSeq and is a predicted model, not a curated record. NCBI's taxonomy places the organism in Eukaryota, Fungi, Ascomycota, Eurotiomycetes, Eurotiales, Aspergillaceae. The transcript has 3 exons.
AUGAACCUGUGCUAUCCGCUGGCAGUCUAUGCCACUGUGCAGAAGCACCUUCAUCAAAAACUGGAGUAUCCCGGUGACCUGACGACAUGGGAGACGUUUGUGUCGAUCUCCAAGACCAUCACCCUCCCUAAGCGGCCACCCGCGGCUAUGGGCCGCCGGGUGCAAUUCGGUUUCGUUUCACCCUGUCGAACUGGGCAAAGAGACCGGCGGUGCGAAAUGCAUGGACUGCGGGACAAAGAGUUCGGGGAUAUUGAUCGGGUCUUUGGCUUCACGGAUUUGGCGCUGACCAACACAUUUCCGAUCUGUCUGAGCAUGGCCAAGGCUUAA